Fomitopsis serialis is the source of this 978-nucleotide messenger RNA. RefSeq names its product SH3 domain-containing protein. Bases 111 to 851 code for a protein of 246 amino acids. Gene Ontology annotation, cellular component: actin cortical patch. The transcript is spliced from 7 exons. NCBI's taxonomy places the organism in Eukaryota, Fungi, Basidiomycota, Agaricomycetes, Polyporales, Fomitopsidaceae. Gene Ontology annotation, biological process: actin cortical patch localization; endocytosis; plasma membrane tubulation. The record is from RefSeq and is a predicted model, not a curated record. Gene Ontology annotation, molecular function: protein binding; lipid binding.
CCCGUUCGAGCCCACUAUUAUACUCGUCUGUAUGAUACGCCCUCGUCUGCGUCGACCACCAUUCUCUCUCACGACCCCUCGUCGUCCGAAGACGACCAUCCGACGCAAGCAUGGCAUUCUCGAACCUGAACAACCGCGAGAAGGACGCGUUCUUCUCUCUGCUGGACGAGUACUUCUCCUCGCGCCCGGACCUCCUGAAUAGGCCGGGACAGGCGUCCCCAGAUGUAGUCAAAGCGUCGGCUGCGUCGGCUCUGCAUAGUGCCUUCAGCAAGACGACCCCUCAGGAUGCUGCGUCUGCCGUUAGUGGUUUCAGGAAGUCUAUGCCUCCACCGCGGCCGGAUGCCAGUGCGUCUUCGGCAUCUACGCCAGAUGUGUCGGCCUCAGUAGGUAGGGUAGCCGCCGCUGCAGCCGCGUUUGGCGCGUCUGGGCCUCCGUUGCCUCGACCACCUCCUCGCCGAGUACCGAGUUCAACUUCUGAGGAGCCCGAUUCGUCCACGAGUAAGCUUGUUCAAGAUAAGAGAUUCGGCGAUGUAGACAUCUCCUCUGGGAAGGCCAUAAGGGCCAACUUCGCGCCGCCGCCGGUUAGGCGAGUUGAUUCCACUGCGUCCAAUGCGGCGAACACCCCGUCUCCUCCGCCCCCACCUCCGCCUCGUCCUCGAGUCCCAGAACCGGAGCCUGAGGGUGAAUGGGCAGAAGCACUGUAUGACUAUACCAGCGACGACCCUGGCGAUCUACCUCUGGAGGAGGGCGACAGGGUGCUCAUUGUCGAAAAGACAUCGGACGAUUGGUGGACGGGCGAAAUGGACGGCAGGAGAGGUCUCGUGCCUGCUGCGUAUGUGAAGGUACUCUGAUUUACUGUCGGUGUUUGCAUGUCCCUGCGCUCUCCUUCAUGUAUCUCACGACUUGUGAUGUAUUCUCUCGAGACUGAGACUGAAGAAAGCGUCGUUCACGGGCUCACUAUGCCACGUGAUUGCUGUC